Molecule: messenger RNA, 1773 nt
Organism: Lingula anatina
Lineage: Eukaryota; Metazoa; Brachiopoda; Lingulata; Lingulida; Lingulidae
Product: putative ascorbate peroxidase
Biological process (GO): hydrogen peroxide catabolic process; cellular response to oxidative stress; response to reactive oxygen species
Molecular function (GO): heme binding; peroxidase activity
Source: RefSeq, a predicted model, not a curated record
AGGCGCACUGCUUCGACCACGUUCGCAUCAUGAAAGUCAACGGCCUGAAAGUAGCGUUUUUGUUUAUUCUUUCUCUCGAUGGACUGUGUGCACACUUCACGUAUUUGACGCAACAUCAAGUGAGUUAUACCAAGACGCUGCUGUCACGCUUAAUGAUGAACACGGUGGACACAAAAAACGGGGAAACAUUCCAUCCGAUUAUCGCAGGCUCUGUGCGACUUGGUUUCCACGAUUGUGUGGGUGGGUGUGACGGUUGUAUUAAUCUGAACAACCCAGAUAACGCUGGUUUGGAUACUACUUUCAAUGCACUGAAUGAUUUAUAUGCCAGAGAGCGAAUUGAUCAGAUAAUGUCUAGAGCCGAUUUUUUCGCCCUGGCGGGAAUAGUUGGAGCAGAAGUUGGUUCAAAGAUGAAAUACGGGAUGGGUCCAAUGCAGUCCAGAAGAAUGCCUUAUUUUGCGUUCAACCGUAGCCCCUAUUUUGGUUUCCGUGGACUUUUUUAUGGUUUCCCACAUCAUUACCGCUACAAGAGACACUUUUAUGGAUUUUGGCGUCCGCGAUUUUCUACCAGAUGUUUUACGUCUCCGUGCAUACCGUUUCGCUGGGGAAGAAGAGACUGCCCAACAUCACCAAUAACUACAGAAAUGCGAGUUUUCCCGAACGCUUUAGGAAACCUUACGGAAACUGUCGAUUACUUCCGAAGGGUCUUUGAUCUCACCCCCGAACAGUUAGCAGCCGUUUUAGGUGCUCACACUUUGGGAGAUGCAGGGAAAGAUGCAUCUGGGUUUGACGGCGAGUGGGUUACAGAAAGAGACGUCUUCGACAACGAGUUUUACCGCGUUUUAUCAGAUCAAACUCAACUUUGGAUGCAGGAAAAUGAAAACCCUGAUGAUCCAAACAAACCUAGAUGGCAGUGGAACGCAAAGAAAGGCAAGGAAGGUGAGAAGGGGUUGAUGAUGCUCAAUACGGAUAUGGAAUUGUUCAAAAACACGGCACCUAAUAGCGAAGGAAGGGUUACGUCUUGUCCUGCUGAUGUCUCGACAUGUCCGUCGUCACGUUUAGCUGAUAGAGUGAAAUUAUACGCAAGCAACAACGCCAAGUUUUUGGAUGACUUUUCUGUCGCAUACGGGAAAAUGCUGACCACUGGCUAUAAAUCGUGGGAGCUGCGAUACCCUUCCCUAUACUAAAGUGUAACGUUUAUGCAAAACAUUUCAAUGAAAAAAUGUCAAUAAGUUUAGUUUAGUAGAAAAACAUUAUCUUCCCACACCACAAGGACACGUUGUGUAUUUUUUUUUUUUUUUUUUUUUUUUUUGUAUAAUCUUUCCUAUGCACUGCAUUUUAAUGCUCUCAAAAUACCGAAAAACAAAAAAGGAAAACGAAAACUUUGAUAGAAAAAAUUGCUGGGGCGGUGGCGCAAGGAAAGCGAAAUAUUUAUGUAGAAUAAAAGACAAUUAGAAUUUUAUUAUAACAUAUAGGAUUCAAGUAGCAUUGAUUGUUUGCUUUGUUAGGGGAGAAACGGCAUAAUCUGUACCUUCAAAGCUUGGGCACGUGCCUGCUGUGCCCCCUUGGAAACAGAUAAUUUGUUUUUAAAUGCGAGUCUCGUUUUAAAUAAUCAUUUCUAUAGUCAUGGUGAAAGGUGCUCGUGAAUAAAAUGGAAUAUGGAAAAAUAAAUAAAAUAAUGUAUACGCUUUAAUAAAGAACACACACAUACAAAUAUAGAUCUUUCUUGUCCUAUUGAUGCUUGGUCAUGCCCAUGGUCACGUAAACCUGGUGUGA